AACACACAUUCAUAACUUACCUUUAAGCUACCUUGGGCACACCACAAUCUUGUCCAGUCAUCUUUCUCCUCCUCGACAGAUAGACGACGACUUACACCGACCGCUGCGACCAUCACCUCAACCACACCAUCAAUCACACCUCCCAGAGCUGUUCUCACCCCGCCGCCUUGGACCGACCUGCAUAAAAACGGUGUCGUCGCGAACGGUGCGUCGCUAGCAACUUGCGCUAAGGCAAGCAAACGCUAUCCUAGGACCUAGGAAGCUUUGCCUUUUCCUUUCCCUGCUCAUUCUGCCCUGCUUGUCAUAAAGCUCGAGCACACCUCACUACCUAUCCUUAGCUCGGGUCCUGUCGCUUACUCGCAGCUCACCACCACUCACCACUCAUCACUCACCGACUUAUAUCUUGGGCCCCUCACCUGCCUACUAUUAAGUUUCCUCUCGGGACCGUUUCCCAAGAAACCGAGCCAAGGUUCUCCUAUCUUUUGGAUUUAUAUCCUUUGGUCUUGGUACUCCUCGUCCCGUCCAGUCCUUCUUUGCACUUUAUCACGAAGUGUAUGUUGAAGGGGAGGGGCAUCCGCUGUUCAUCAUGUCCACGGAGACCUUUACACAAAAGACCAUGAUGAGUGCCGGCCUCUCGGGGCCGCACAACUAUCUCGACUACCAACACCAACACCAACACCAACACCAACAUCACCUAUACAACCCGGCACCAAGGCUCUCCGCGCUCGCCUCCCCUCACCUUUCCUCCCGGGGCCAGACUAAGCAAGCCAAAAGGCGGUCGCUGACGGCGGCCCGGCAACAAGCACGACAACCACGACCGCAGGCCUUGCAUCCCCUGACGACGCUGCUGGCCGUGAUAUUCGACUUCUUCCUGAGGGGCAUUCUGGAUCUUACGAGGCCGCCGAGGGAGCUCGUCAAGUUCACCGUCAUGGGCAUCUUCGACACGCUGUGCUGGGCGUAUCAUGCACUGCCAAUGCCGCUCGCGCUCGGUCUUCUCUACUAUGGGUUCCAGAGCGUCCCGGACGCGCUGCACGGCGUCGAGGAGCUGCGGGUGAUUUACAGCACGAGGCUGGGCGGCGACGCAUUCCCCGGGAGCGCAUCCGGCAUCGAGGGCCUCUACGGGCUGGGCGAGAUGGCUCUGGUGCGAUGGGGUGAUUUGGGAGUCUGGUCGGCGUUUUACUGUCUCGCUUUGAUGACGGCAGCGUAUGCGGUCAUGGUCCUCUUGGAGAUGCGCGACUACAUCCGCGACACCUGGUCUCUCAUUGUGGACGAGGCUCUCGAGGUCCAGGCGUUGCGGGCGGACGAGUGCUAGUCGACGCCUCCGGAAUUUCGGAAGGGGUACGGGCGGACGAGUGCUAGUCGACGCCUCCGGAAUUUCGGAAGGGGUAAUUUAGUCCUCUUUUCGCCUCGUUUUUUUUACGCUUCUUCCCCCUAUUUGGACCUUUCUGGACCUUUUUGGGGGCAAUCGGAAUCCCAUCCUGCCCUACGGUCGCGGGGUCGGCAUUCGGCGGUGGUUGCUAGUGGUUAUUUCUGUCUUUUCAUGUUUGUUGGGGGCGAGAGGUGAAAAUGUGUGUGUGAGUGAGAGAAACGGCGGUCGGACUUUUGGAGAUCUUCAUUCCCCGAAUCCUGGCUUUUCACUCUCAUUCUCGUCAUUCUUAUCCUCACCUUCACUCUCUUUCUCAUUUUCAUCUCAUUCAAUGGGAUCAGCAGGCGUCGACCGGUACAAAAGUUUAAACGGCCAAAAAUGGGUAUAUAUGCACAGGCGCUUUGGGCAAGAGUUUCGCAUCUCUUGGCGUGGAUUUCGAUUCUCCGUUUCUUCGGAUGACGAAAAAUGAGGAGUUUUGCUUUUGGGUUUGGACUUGGAAGGGAAGACACGCAACAAAAUGGCGGAGGGAACAUUGGGAUACAGCGAGAUUGAACUUAGAAAGCACCCGAUGCAGAAACUGUCACAGUCGCAGUCACAGUUGCAUUCGCGCUCGGCUGGCAUCGGUUGGACGCUUCAUGAUGAUGAUACUAAACACCUAAUAAUGAAC
This is a messenger RNA of Colletotrichum scovillei, 2033 nucleotides long. RefSeq lists its product as uncharacterized. NCBI's taxonomy places the organism in Eukaryota, Fungi, Ascomycota, Sordariomycetes, Glomerellales, Glomerellaceae. The record is from RefSeq and is a predicted model, not a curated record. The transcript is spliced from 2 exons. The coding region runs from base 587 to 1312 and encodes 241 amino acids.